Cryptosporidium muris RN66 is the source of this 744-nucleotide messenger RNA. RefSeq lists its product as uncharacterized. The transcript has a single exon. The record is from RefSeq and is a predicted model, not a curated record. Bases 1 to 744 code for a protein of 247 amino acids. Lineage: Eukaryota; Apicomplexa; Conoidasida; Eucoccidiorida; Cryptosporidiidae.
AUGGAAAUAAUAAACCAGGCUAUUAAGAAUUUGAGAAUACGCUAUGAUAAUUUACAUGUAGAAGAUUGGAAUUAUGGUGAAUUAGUAGUACUGAUUGAUAUUGAAGAAGAUAAUAAAGAAUGUUCAGAUAUAGAGGUAGAGAUAGAGUUAGAUAGUAAUAGUAAUAAAUCAACUGAUAAUGUACUAGAAAUGAUUAAAGAACCAGUAGCUAAAAGAGAGCCUACUAUAUAUGAAAUAGAAUUUGAAAAGGUUGCAGAUUCUGAUAAUAAGUGUAAUAUAAAUCAAUUGAAGAAGUAUUUACAUACAUUAGGAUUAGCACCAACAGAGAGUCAGAUGUUAAAAAUAGUAGAUAAAUAUGGAGAUUCUAAAAUAAGUUUAGAGAAUGCAUUAAUGGCAUAUAAAGAAAUAUCUAAUGAGAAAUAUACAAAUGAAGAUUUAAGUAAAGGUAUUGAAUCUGAUUCUACUAUGAUUUCAAGAAAGAGACUUCAUUUAUUGCUAGAACAAUUUGGUGAUCAUAUGACUGCAGAAGAAAUUGAUACUGCACUAGAUAAGUUGGGAUUCCAAGGAUUAGAUUCAUUUCCAAAGAAAGAAUUUUUGGAAGCUUUAAGUAAAGAUGCAAAACAAGUUCAAGUUUCCGAAAAUGAAAUGAAUGAAAGUACUGAUAAAACAGAUACACAAGUGUCAAAUUUAGUGGCUGAAAAUCCAGUAGAUAAAAAUCCAAUAGAUGAAGUUGUAUUAAAUUGA